Molecule: messenger RNA, 849 nt
Organism: Mesorhabditis spiculigera
Lineage: Eukaryota; Metazoa; Nematoda; Chromadorea; Rhabditida; Rhabditidae
Source: the annotation of a GenBank genome assembly
AUGACCACAAUCUGCCAAAUUGACGACUGGAUCGAGGAGAACAAAAAGGAUUUCGUGCCGCCGGUUUGCAACAAAUGCAUGUUCGCCGAACAACUCAAACUCUUUUUUGUCGGUGGCCCCAAUCAGCGGGCCGAUUACCACCUUGAAGAAGGCGAGGAAGUGUUUUAUCAGAGAAAAGGUGAUAUGAACCUGAAGGUCGUGGAGAAUGGAGUGAGGCGGGAUUUACAUAUUCGAGAAGGGCAGAUUUUCUUGCUGCCAGCAAGGGUUGAACACUCUCCACAGCGAUAUGAAAACACAAUUGGGUUUGUGGUUGAGCGGACCAGGAAGAAUACGGAGUUCGAAUGUGUACGUUAUUUCGUUGGAGACACGACAGAAAAGCUAUUUGAACGCUGGCUUCAUCUCACGGAUGUUGUCAAGGAUCUGCCACCAGUUAUUAAGGAAUUUAAGGAAUCUGAGGAAUGUCGGACCGAAAAGCCCGGCUCGGCGUCUUUCACCAUCAAUGCCCCUUUCGAGCCGAUACCUAGAAAACUGGAAGAACCGAUUGUACUCGAGGAAUGGCUGAAAUCACAUGAGGAACAAUUGAGAAAAGGCUCGGUGGAGCUGUACGGAGCCCCUCACUACAAGACGUCUGUAAUCGUGUACGGUACUGGGAGCCAUGAAUUGCAUGCCCUAACCAGCGACGAACUUUUGAUAUGGCUAAAGGAUGGCUCUAUGGACUUGGUUACAAACGGAAAAACCGAAACAGUUUCCGGAAAUGCUAUGAUUCGUUUGAAUCCAGGAGAACGAGCUAAAAUUACCAUCACUUCCGGCAACGUCAUUACAAUCUCAAUGCCGACCUAUGGAUCAAAU